CAGCCCGCUUGUCUGUGUCUGGAUCCCACUCUCGCACAGAGCUGCUAAAGACCCUCCUACUGGCUGGGCUGGAGAAGGAGGAGGAAGUCUGCUCUGCUCGCAGCCUCGGACGAGCCCCCUUUACCGCCCUGUCAGUGUGGAGGAGAGAGAGAGAGAGAGAGACACUGAGUGAUAGAGAAAGCGCACACGAGAGUAAAAGAGAGAGAGAGAGAGAAACUGUGUGACAGAGGGAAAGAGAACGAGGCAGGCUGCUUAGAGGUGUGAGAGAGCCAAGGACGAAAUAAGGAACACAUUUUACAAGUGCAGGAAGAGGGAGGAUCGCAGACGAGGGACUCGUUCUCUACUGGGCACCUGGGACACAGUCACUGUGUUUUUUUUCCCCCCACUCGUCUUUUAUCUUGAACCCGGUGGAUUGACUUAGCAACGGGUGGAUUUUUUUAAUACACCCUUGUGUCACAUUAUUUAGAAACUGGGGUAAUUUCUCUGUGUUAUCUGCCCUCCUGCUGGCUCGACCGCCACAGACUGAGAUUGCUUUCCGUGUCUGUGCUCGUGUGUUGUGAUUCUUCCCCGUGCACAAAGUGCAUCUGUCGGCAACCGGUGCUGAGGAUAUCUACCCUCUGUCAAACAGGACAGCACGCAGCCACCGUCGGAUCAGACUACAGAGGAGAGAGAAAGAGAGAGAGAGAGAGAGAGAGAGGGUGUGUGUAUGUAAGAGAGGGACAGAGAGGGGCAGUGAGAGAGAGGGGCAGUGAGAGAGAGAGUCAGAUUCACAGUGUGUCUGAGAGAGAGGCAGAUUAAAGCCCACGCGAAAGACUGGACUGAAACAGCUCAAAUAGAGAAGUGAACCUAUACGUCCUCUCCCGUUUUCCUUGCCAUCCCUUUCCUCCUCCUGUCCUCCUCUUCUUCCUUCUCCCAUUUUCCAACAUUCACAGGACUGCCAGAGCUACUGCCACUUGCACCUCUUCACGUCUUCUCUUUCCUCUUCUUCCUCACCGUUAUCGCUCGAUACUAUCCAAUACUAGUCACUGACGGACACAGCGCUUGUGGUUCUAGCUCUCGUGGAAAUAUUUCCAUUGAUCCAGCAGUGAGAGACUGAGUGAGCAACCGCUCGAUACUGAGGCUCUGGACCAGUUCAUCAGGAGCUUCCCCAUCAGAAGCAGACCUUCUCCCAGCUGCUGUCCGGCACGCAGAGCCUGUCUUCUCCCUGGAGAACUGGCUAGCGACACAGUGGUGUGGACAGCAAAGACAGGAAUCACACAGCCCCUCAGCUGCCUCUAUUUCAUUGCUAGCUACUUGCCAGCUUCCGCCCCUGUGUCACCAUUCCCUGCCUCAGUGCUAAGGAUUCCAGCUACAUGGGCAAGCGAUUGGAGCAGCAACCAAUGUACCCUCAGUACACCUACUACUACCCCCACUAUCUCCAGACCAAGCAGCCCUAUGCUCCACCCCCUCAUCCCAUGGCUCCUCCCAGCCCUAGCACCAACAGCUGCAGCCAGGGAGGGGCGGAGCAGCUGAGUAAGACCAACCUGUACAUCCGAGGCCUGCCACCUGGGACCACCGACCAGGACCUCAUCAAACUCUGCCAACCGUAUGGAAAAAUAGUGUCAACCAAGGCCAUUCUGGAUAAGAACACCAACCAGUGCAAAGGCUAUGGCUUUGUGGAUUUUGACAGCCCAGCUGCAGCACAGAAGGCUGUGUCGUCUCUCAAAGCCACUGGGGUGCAGGCCCAAAUGGCCAAGGCCCUGCAGCAACAGGAGCAGGACCCCACCAACCUGUACAUCUCCAACUUGCCGGUGUCUAUGGAUGAGCAGGAGCUGGAGAACAUGCUGAAGCCCCUGGGCCACGUCAUCUCCACGAGGAUACUGAGGGAUGCCAAUGGGGUCAGCAGAGGAGUUGGCUUUGCCAGGAUGGAGUCCACAGAGAAAUGUGAAGUAGUGAUACAGCAUUUCAAUGGAAAAUACCUGAAAACCCCGCCAGGCAUUCCAGCCCCCACAGAGCCUUUGCUGUGUAAAUUUGCCGACGGAGGGCAGAAGAAACGCCAGAGCCAGAGCAAGUACCCUCAGAACGGAAGGCCGUGGCACAGAGAAGGCGAGACUGGCAUGGCGCUAACAUAUGAUCCCGCUGCAAUGCAGAAUGGGUUCUACUCCUCGCCUUACAGCAUCGCUACCAACCGCAUGAUUGCACAGACCUCCAUCACGCCCUUCAUCGCUGCUUCCCCCGUUUCCACAUAUCAGGUCCAGAGUACGUCAUGGAUGCCUCAUCAACAAUAUGUUAUGCAACCUACAGGUGCAGUGAUCACGCCAGCCAUGGACCACACUAUGUCCAUGCAGCCUGCCAGCAUGAUGGGCCCUCUCGCCCAGCAGAUGAACCAUCUGUCCCUGGGCACUACAGGAAGUUAUAUGACUGCUGCAGCUGCCGCGGCGCCUAUGCAAGGGACCUACAUUCCCCAGUACACUCCUGUGCCUCCAACAGCCGUCCCUGUCGAGGGAGUGGUGACGGACGGCUCCCCCCAGACAGUGGCUCCCUCGUCACAGGAGGUGGCUGGUCAGCAGCAACAGAUCCAGGUGGACGGGGCUGGCGAACAUGUUCCUACAUACUCAUACCAGUCCAAAUAGCAACGGCCUGAGCAAAUGUUCCUGUGACAGCAUUGCCUCGAGACAGAAGGUGGCUGCACUGUGAGUGUGAGGAAAAGAAAAAAAGAAAGAGAUUGCUUCCAGAUUGCCCAGGCACCAAAAAAGAGACACUUUUUUCAUUUCCUACCUGGCCUAUGAGAAAAAAAGAAAAAGAAAAAAGCAGCAAGAAGGAGGCAAGGAGUGCUGAGGAAGGGGAUGAGAAAAUUGCUGGGCACAGUGCAAAGAAGUGAAAUUGUUUAGUCUGGGAACCUGCCUGAAGGGGGGCUGGGCUGAAGCUUGAAAAGUUUCUCAAAGAAAAAUCUCAACCAAUUAAAAAAGAAGAAAAAAAAUAGCAAGAAAAAAUGACAAAAAAAGGUUGACUGUGCAGGUAGGUGAUGAAGUUUAUUUUGUAAUUAGAAAAAGGGAGUCAAGUUUGAGAUACACACAGAUUGUCUUCCUCAGAUAUUAAGCUACAAUUUCUUUUCACUCUUUUUUAUGUUCUAGUGUUAAAUUUUAGUUUUCUAGAUAUAUUCAAAAACAAAGUGUUUUUUCUUUCUUGAAUCUUCAUGGCCUUAAUUUGAAUUGCGUCAGAAACUUUUUACGGAGCUAAAGUCUGACGUCUGGUUGGGGGGGGGGAAGCAAAUUAAAUCAGUCUCUUGGACCACUUGGAGGGUACAAGACACUGGAUGAGUUGUUAAGAGGAAAAAAAUGAAUCUAUCACAUAAGCUGUACAGAUUUAAUAGAGAAGAGCUUUUUUCCUUUUCUUCAUUAGAAGAAAACUUUGAUAAUUAUUAUGUCAGAGGUAACUAAGUGUCAGAAGAAAACAAAAUGUACGUUUGGGGAAAAGACUUGGGGGGGGGAGAAGAAGCUUUGAAGAGAUUUUUCACAAUGAGAAAAAAAUGAAAGCAUAAAAAAACAUGCUGCAUUGUGGAUGCAGUCUGUUGCAAAUGCUGAACUUGUUUUUUAUUAUCAUAAUUAUUAUUUUACAUGGCAAAGUUGCUGUCAAUGACAUUAGUGCUUUUUAUCUGCCACAUUUUACCUUUUUUAUGAGCUUUAAGAUGUUUUUAGCCCGCUUUGCUUGUCACACUGCAAAAAGAAGAAAAAAAAAGGAAGAAGAAAAAAAUUAUAAAAUUAACAAAAA
Molecule: messenger RNA, 3750 nt
Organism: Etheostoma spectabile (orangethroat darter)
Lineage: Eukaryota; Metazoa; Chordata; Actinopteri; Perciformes; Percidae
Gene: rbms3
Product: RNA binding motif, single stranded interacting protein
Exons: 14
Coding region: 1353-2612 (419 amino acids)
Cellular component (GO): ribonucleoprotein complex
Molecular function (GO): RNA binding
Source: RefSeq, a predicted model, not a curated record